AACAACGCCACCUGCUGUGCUGAAGGGAGACAUUUUCCACCGAGUUGGGCCUUUUUCUUCCUCUCUGCUGACGAGACACUGGUGAACGACACUAUGCCUGCCGUAGUUAUAAUGGAUGAAAAUUAUGACAAACUUUUAGAGCAGUGCCAAACACAGGAACUUGAGGCUCCAGGUGGCAUUGCAACCCCUCAAGUGUAUGCCAAGCUGUUGGCGCUCUAUCUACUGCACAAUGACAUGAAUAAUGCCAGGUACCUGUGGAAGCGAAUUCCUCAAGCCAUUAAAUCGGGAAACCCAGAGCUGACGGCCGUGUGGGCCGUGGGUCAGCGCAUAUGGCAGCGAGACUUCCCAGGGAUCUACUCGGCCAUUGCAGCUCACCAGUGGUCUGAGAACAUCCUGCCCGCCAUGGAUGCCCUGCGAGAGACCACACGUAGGAGGGCCUAUGGCCUUGUGGCCCAGGCGUACACCUCCAUCACGGCAGAAGACUUUGCAGCCUUUGUGGGCUACUCUGUGGAGGAAGCUGUGAAGGGGGUGGUGAGCCAGGGCUGGCAGGCGGACCCUGCCACCAGGAUGGUAAUGCCCCAGAAACCAGAUCCUCCCCCUGUCUCGCUGGUUCCAAAUGAGCAGCAGCUGGCCAGACUCACUGACUACGUGGCUUUCCUUGAGAACUGAUCAAUUACCUUCAGCCCCGUUUGUCUGCCGUGAGGAGGACUCCAGAACGCCCCUCUUCCAGAGCUUAGAUGGACACACGCACCAUACACACACACACACGCACACGUAGGACAUCAAGCUCACCCCCCUUGUGCAUGAUUGUGGUCAUGUCUCUGGAAGCGAGACACCAUGUUUUCAGAAAGAUGGGCCUCGGACUUACGAUUCAGGUCGUACGUCCACUAACUCUGUUGUUGGGCAACCCUUAGUAAAUGACUGCGACUUUACGAAGUGGCAGUCUCAAUGAUUAUAGUAGUUCAUUUCAUGUCAAUUCUGUAAGAAAAACAAUACUGUUUUCACACGCACGUUGGCAGAAUUUGAUUGUCCGCAGCUGCCCGACUAUGUGAAAAUCUGAGUUCCGCAUCAGACUCUAACCCGCAAAUAGGCUGAUAGAAAAUCCCCGUACAGUCCGAGACUGCGGAAAGAUCUUUGGAUGGGGUGUAGGACGUUUUUUUUUUUUUACUAAUAAUUUCCCAAAUUUUGGUAGGCUAUUUGUUAGUCAACUUUUCUAUAAUUAUAUGCACGCAGCUUCUCUUCUGUCAUUACUGCCCUAGAAGACUCAAUAAACCCUUGUUCACCAGAAUGUCGUAAAUCGAUGAAAUCUUGUUGACUUCUGUAAAGUUUUCUCUUUCAUCUCUCCUGCAGCAGAGGUUUAGGGACCGGGGGGGGGUAAAUGCAAUAAAACAUUUUUUUAAAGAUUUUCUGUGCAAAAUGUACAUCAAUCUGACCAGUGUGAAGAUAAUUAAAAGCAGUGAAAACAA
Molecule: messenger RNA, 1466 nt
Organism: Salvelinus fontinalis (brook trout)
Lineage: Eukaryota; Metazoa; Chordata; Actinopteri; Salmoniformes; Salmonidae
Gene: cops8
Product: COP9 signalosome subunit 8
Exons: 7
Coding region: 94-669 (191 amino acids)
Biological process (GO): COP9 signalosome assembly; protein deneddylation
Cellular component (GO): COP9 signalosome
Source: RefSeq, a predicted model, not a curated record